CACGUGAUGGUUCCUCCUUCUCCUCGCCGCCGCCAUGACAGUCCCCUGAGGGAGGAGGGCAUAAAAAAGGGAGGGGAAAGGGUGACGAGACCAUAACACGCUCGGUCCUCCCACCCCGCCUCCGUCUCUACAGGCCUGACAAAGAGUGAGGUGAAGCUGGAAAAUGAAGCAGUAACAAAUGUUCCUCAAUGUUCCUUAUGUGCCAGUGAUGUCUCUGCCAGGGAUACCUGAAUCUUACAGUCAUGUAUUGGCAGAGUUUGAAUAUCUUGGUCCUCUGCUUUCUGUUCUCAGACUGGAUUCUAGUCGUUUGAAGUGCACAUGUAUAUCGGUUUCUCGGAAAUGGUUGGCACUAGGUAGUUCGGGUGGAGGUCUGAACCUUAUCAACAGGGAAAGUUGGAAACAGAGGCUUUUUCUCACUCAUAAGGAGGGUGCCAUUUCCCGCAUCGCCUUUGCCGUAUAUGAUGAGGACUAUGUUGCUGUAGCUACCAGUCAAGGCCUCAUUGUAGUCUGGGAAUUGAAUCAGGAACGUCGUGGGAAGCCAGAGAGAGUUUAUGUUUCCUCUGAGCACAAAGGCAAAAAAGUGACAGCUUUAUGUUGGGAUACUAAUGCACUCCGUGUUUUUGUUGGUGAUCAUGUGGGGAAAGUAUCUGCUAUCAAGAUUAAUACAUCUAAGCAAGGAAAGGCCACUACCACAUUUGUGAUGUUCCCUGUUCAGAUUAUAACCACUGUUGACUCUCGUGUGGUUCAGCUUGAUUAUUUGGAUGGCAGGUUGCUUAUCUCUUCCCUUACUCGCUGUUAUUUAUGUGACACUGAGAGGGAAAAGUUUUGGAAAAUUGGAAAUAAGGAGAGAGAUGGUGAAUAUGGAGCAUGUUUUUUCCCUGUUGGAAGAACUUGUGGGAACCAGCAGUCACUGAUAUAUUGUGCACGUCCCAGUUCACGGAUGUGGGAGGUGAAUUUCGAAGGGGAAGUGCUAAGUACACAUCAGUUCAAGCAGCUUCUUUCGUCACCACCUCUCCCUAUUGUUACUCUAAGGGAGGAUUUGGAGUAUACUGUUUCUGCCUGUUCCCCUCAGUCAUUGGCUUUCCCCAGGCUGCUUUAUUUGAGUGAUCACUGUGUAGUGACAUGGACAGAAAGAGGCAUAUAUAUUUUUCUUCCCCAGAAUGUCCAAGUUUUGCUUUGGAGUGAAAUUAAAGAUGUUCAAGAUAUUGCAAUACAUAAAAAUGAACUCUUCUGUUUGCACACCAGUGGAAAAGUCUCCCACCUUUCUCUUCUGCCAGUUGAAAAAUGCAUAGAACGUUUACUUAGACGAAGCUGCUGGAGUCUUGCAGCGAGAAUCUGCUGUCUCUUCCAGAAUACUGUUGUCUUAUGUCGGGCAAGAAAAGCUCUUCCAGUAGAUAAGCUAGAACACUUGAAAUCACAGUUGGAUCUUUCAACACAAAGUGAUAUCAUUGCUCAGCUUGAAGAACUGAUCUCAAAACUUGAGCCACUAGAUUCUGCAUGCAGUAGUAGGAGGAGCAGUAUUUCUUCACAUGAAAGUUUCAACAUAUUAGAUUCUGGUAUUUAUCGUGUUAUUAGUCGAAGAGGCAGCCAGUCUGAUGAGGAUACUUGCUCCUUACAUAGCCAAACCCUAUCAGAAGAGGAAAGAUUGAAAGAAUUUCACACACACCAAGAGGAAGAACACUUUGAACCAGACAAUGUAUCUCAUGCUUCUGUGGUGGUCGACACUGAUCGGAAUGAGACUUUUCUUCCAUUCAGUAUUCCAUUGUCAUUCCGUUCCCCAUCUCCUCUCGUCUCUCUUCAGGCUGUCAAGGACAGUGUUUCUAGUUUUGUGCGUAAGACAACAGAGAAGAUUGAAAAGAUUGGUACUCAUGUGAAUCCAGAUAGAAUCAGACAGGAUAUUAAGGAUGAAGAAGAAGCAAUGCCGGAAGUGACUGUUAAUAUACUAGCACAGCCACAGGAAGAAGAAGUUGAACUGCAGAAUCUGCCAUCAGAUGAAGAACUGCUUAAAGACCUGAAGGCAAUAACCACAGAGACUCUAACCAGACUCCAAGAUCCAUUGGUCUUGCUACAACCACAUUUCUUGAGGGCAGUUCUGCUGGAGUGGAUUCCAUUUUUAGAAGAAGCGUUUAGAUUCAAUGCAGCUACCAUUUUAGUUAAUGGCUCAUCAAAAAUACACAGAGAGGUGCCUUUGCAAGUUAAAGAAUCAAAGCACUGUAAUGAACGUGUAGAUCAGGAGCAGGAACAGCUCUCAGGAACAAACUAUGAAACCAAUGAUGUACCUAAAGAACUGGGAGAGAUUUUGGAAGAAAAUGCUGAGCCAGUUAGUAGCACUCAGACUGAUGGAAUACUAUGUGAAGAAACUACUGGGUCAGAGAUGGCAUUCAACCAGUUUUUUAAGAUUUCUUCCCCAUGUUUCAUUGCUCAAAACAUUCAGAAAGAUCUGGUAGAACUUACAACCUUAUGUUUUGAAUUAAACCUAUAUGAGAGCUCACAAAUAAUUGAUGAACAGUGUGUGCAGCCAGAAGCUUCCUGUGUGUUGGCUUGUAGGUUCAUAAAAGAUUAUUUUUUUCUUCUGGAUUUGGAAAGGCUGAAGAACUGUAUUUUAACCUGUCACAGUGAACAUCCCAAAGUUUGGGAAACAUAUAUGGAAGGGCUAAAAGAACUGACUCUGACUAGCCCAGUCACUAUGUCACUGGAAAAUGGAGAUAUGUUUAAAACACUGAAAUUGGUAGUUGAUCUGGGCCCCUGGGAUGCUCCUGUAUUGCUGGCACAUGCCCAAAGGCUUUAUGAAACAUUUGGAGAAACUGCUCUCAGGCCUCUGAUCAAGUUCUAUCCCUCUAUUUUGCCUUCAGACAUCAAGCAAAUUUGUAAAAACAAGCCUGAACAUUUUCUAGCUUAUUUAGAUAGUCUAGUCAAAUCAAAGCCAGAAGAUGAAAGGUUGUCUUUCCUUAGAUCUCUUCUGCAUCCUGAAUCAUUACAAUUAGAUUGGUUAUGUUUAGCAGUUUCUCAUGAUGCUCCACAGAAAGCAAGUACAAUGGAUAGCCAAGGAAAUCCAUGGCCACGUUCACAUUUAUUUACUUGGGGAUAUAACCAACUGAUUUUAUUGUUACUUAAACUUCCAACUGACAUUAUAACAAAAGAGAAGAUAUCUGACAUAUGCAAAAGUUAUGGUUUCUGGUCUGGAUAUCUGUCUCUCUGUUUGGAACUGAAUAGAAGAACUGAAGCACUUACUAAUAUUGUGCAUUUGGAUGAUAUGAACCUAUUGGAUAGAGAACAUGGGGCAAUUCCAGAGACAGUGGAAGAAUGGAAGUUCCUUCUUUGCCUUAUAAAGAAUCAUCACAGUAGUGUCUUCCAGCCUGUUGUGCAAAAUGGUGGCACUUUUAAUAAUGGUACUCCAGACUGGUCAACUUCUGUUACUAUUGAAAAUGUGGCUCUCCUGUUGGCCAGAUUAAGUGGCCCAGAUAGUGCUUUGCAGCUCUUGCAAGAAUGUGGCCUGAUGGAUGAAUUAUCUGAAAGAUUUGCCAAGAUCUGUGAGAUACUAAGAAUGGCUGAAAAGAGGCAGAGAGCCCUGAUUCAGUCCAUGCUGGAAAGAUGUGACCGAUUCUUAUGGUCUCAACAAGCAUAGCAAACAGUUCUGGAAUACACUAAUAAAAAAUUAUGUUCUUCCUGUACUGGACCAUUCCCAAGAAAGGUCCUUCCUUUCUAGGAAAAGGUGAAUUGUGUUAGACUUUCAAAACUGAAAGCAAUAAAAUUCCCUUUUCUACCAGAUAUAUAUUGUUAGGAUGUAUGCCACUGAAAUCAGGAGGCCUUUGGCACCAGUGCCAUACUUCCAUAAAUGAAAGCAGUACUAUCAAGGAAACUCAAAAGGAAGAUUCUGUCUACCUCCCCAUGCACCUUCGAGAUCCACCUUCGAGAUCAGCUGUGUAGAACUGGGAAACCAUCUGAAGCACAUUUUUGGGCAGUGCAGAGGUUUGCAAAAUGACACCAUUGAAUUCUGACAUACAUUAUUAAAAAUGCUAAAUGAUAUUGCUGCCAGUUCAGUAGGGUUACUGCUACAGUUGCUUGGCUCGCCUCUCCUGUGGGGUUGCCAUCUAGGGAUUGGAGUAUCCACGGAUGGCCCUACUCUGUUCUUCCCAAUGAUGGCAUGUGCAUGGGGCUGCACUGCCAUUGGGAAGAAUGUGACUUGAGGUCCUGCGAAUUUUGCCAACCACACAGGCGAGUGGGAGGUCCGGAAUGGAGACAUUUGAAAUUCUGAUGAUCAUCAAAAAUAUGGAAAACCUCUGCCAACUUUUAAGCAAUUCACCAUUUAUUAUACAGAGAUGAAUGUAUGUAACUGCAUAAGCCUUUACGUUUACAUUACAUAGACUGAAAAGGACUGCAUUUUAAAUUAAAUUGAAGACUCUGGUAACAUUAGCUGUUGAUUUGAUGCAUUGUUCAUUCAGUUAACCAUGGAAGGAUGUUAAAUAUCUAAUCUUCCACAUUCAGAUGCACACACAGAUGGACAGAUGUAUACACAGCCCUCCAAAGAAACACAGCACUUCAGAAUCUGAAGUGAUUAUGUCAGUAGUUUAAUACAGAUACAGGCAGUACAGAUGGCUCUCCUCUUCUGCAGGCUUGCCAUCUGCAGACUGGAGUAUGCAAAUGGGCCCGCUCCAUUCUCCCCAGGGGUGGCACAUGCUUGUUGCUGUACUGCCAUUGGGAAAUAUGGGACUUGAGGUCCUAUAGAUUUUGAUACAGGGAGAUUCAGAACAGAAGUCCCCCGGAUACGAAGAGCUGCCUGUAUUUGCAUAUGUUAGAAAUGAACUUUUUAGCAUUCUAAAUGGUUGGUACCAUUCUUGUGUGUUACAGCAGAUUAAUUCCCUACCCCAUUACAUAAACAAUCCACUAAAAACAUCGUAAAGCAUUUGGUGUGGGUGACAGUAUGGAAUCUUUUGCUUUAUGUCUUGUUUAUGUCCUGCUAAAAUGACAGUAUUAUUCUAUGCAUGAUUACUCAAGAGUGGGUUCUACUGUUCAGUGGUGCUGAUGCCCAAACUAUGCAUGCAAAGGAUUGCAGUCUCAAACUACAUAGGAUUGCUUGCAGGGAUAGCAUUGCAGUCUCAGACUCGAAUGCUACUGUUUUCAUGCUGGUGCUGUCUUCUCAUUUUAUAGUUGCAUUACACAAUAUUUGUUUCCUUUGGCCAUUAUGUACUUUUGAAGCCCACUUAACACUCUGUUAAGGUUAUCAUUGGCUGUUGAAAUCAGAAUAUUAUAUGAUUUGGUUUUCAGUCUGUAGGAUUUUUUAACUGAGAUUUUACUUUUAAUAAUGGCUUGGGUGUGAAGAAGGUACAGAUUAUUUCUGUGCUUGCAAAGUCGCUUCUCUGUUCUUCCUUCUGGAAGCAGGCCCCAAUGUCUUUUUCAAAAAGCUCCACUUAAUAGGUUGGAAGGCCCCAGUUUUUCAGGGACCAUAAAGAGUGGUUACUAGUGUGUUUGGGGUGUGUGUGAUAAAUCAUUCACCAUUGUGCUUAUUAAGUAGAGCUUUUCAUUUAAAGUGAGGUGAAUAAAAUAGGACCUGUCGACCAGCCUGCUUCCUAUCUCUUUUUGGGAGUCUGAUGUCCCCUCCAGCACCAGCUACAAUUGGAGAUGACAAAGCUCUGACUCCUGGAUGCUUCUAGGAAGGUUUGGGUUUGUAGAGGACCAGGGAGCCCCCAUAACCUCAGUCCCUCCAAAAACAACUGGGUAUAACAACUUCUGGCUUCCAUUUCUUCCUCUCUUCAUUUUACAUGCUCUUGUAUCCUCAGGUUAACUGUUUUAUUAGAAGGGUACUUAGAAGUUCUAAUUUUUCAUGCUUUGCAAAGCAUUGGAUUAUUUGCCUUCUUUUUGAGGUCUUAUUUUUCUAAGCUAACAUCCAAAGAGUCCUAUCUGCCAUAUAGAAUGGGUUUCAUUGACAUUCUGCAGGCUAUUUCCAGAAACGGGGGUUUCAGAAAUCCUACUGUGAGUAGACUCAUCAUAUCGUUUCUUGAAUCUGGGCUCUGUUGUGUAAAUGAUUGCUUACUACCUCACACUUGUUUUGAGAGAAAGUCUUGCAGUUUAGGACUGAUAGAAAUGUACAAACUGAGUUCAUGGAAUAUUUUUCAAACAGGAUGUAGUAUAUAAUUUUGUGCAGAUGUGGAACAGUUAAAAGUUUUCUUUUGUAUUUUGCUACAUCUUUAAUUGAUUUCAGUGCAAAUAAUAUGCUUUUGUAGACACUGUUCAUAUUAAAAAGUAGCUUUAAAAUAUUGCUUGUAACCAAAUACCUUUGGUUAUAGUUUUCACUAACCUGAUAUUAAAUAAAGUUAAUAUAUAUUACCCA
Sceloporus undulatus (fence lizard) is the source of this 6328-nucleotide messenger RNA. It is a transcript of the gene HPS5, whose product is annotated as HPS5 biogenesis of lysosomal organelles complex 2 subunit 2. Gene Ontology annotation, biological process: developmental pigmentation. Bases 179 to 3625 code for a protein of 1148 amino acids. Gene Ontology annotation, cellular component: cytoplasm. NCBI's taxonomy places the organism in Eukaryota, Metazoa, Chordata, Lepidosauria, Squamata, Phrynosomatidae. The transcript is spliced from 23 exons. The record is from RefSeq and is a predicted model, not a curated record. Gene Ontology annotation, molecular function: protein binding.